UGACUUCUCUUCAAAAAUGUACCACGAAUUUAUGUUAAUGUUUUACAAGGACAUGGACUUCAUGGGUAAUGUUUACAGUGUCUGUCACAACUUUUCCUUCUAUGCUCCGGCAAACCUAGAAGAAGCCAAAAAGUUCUCAGUUGAAGACUUUCUGGAAGCCAUACUCAUUCAAGUGGGAACCUGGAAGCACACCCUGCAGUACCUAGUGACUGAGCUCAGGGCUAUGCCGGGAGCCCCUAAUGAAAUUCUGUCAAGAGCCCAAGGCAUUGAAGCUGAAAACAGAGAGCUUCUGGAAGUCAUCCGACUGGUAGCCAUGAAGGUUGAUCCCGGAAUCGAAGAGAAUGACUACAGCGUCUACACCGAGAUUUCGUACUUGCAGGAAGUGGAUGAAGAAUCUCAAUUUUUUGCUGUUUUUAAAUUGUAUGACUGCCUGGGGGUUGACACAUAUUCACUUGAACUUUAUCUCAAGUUUCUGAGGUGUAGGCUUAUUCCUGACAAAAUAUGCAACUCCUUAGGGCUUAGAGAUGGUAUUUGAUGAUCCUUUCUUUUGAAGAUUUGUUUAUAUACUGUUUGAAGGCAUGCUUCA
Molecule: messenger RNA, 586 nt
Organism: Nannospalax galili (Upper Galilee mountains blind mole rat)
Lineage: Eukaryota; Metazoa; Chordata; Mammalia; Rodentia; Spalacidae
Product: prolactin-7C1-like
Exons: 4
Coding region: 17-535 (172 amino acids)
Biological process (GO): positive regulation of receptor signaling pathway via JAK-STAT; female pregnancy; mammary gland development
Cellular component (GO): extracellular region
Molecular function (GO): hormone activity; prolactin receptor binding
Source: RefSeq, a predicted model, not a curated record